AUGCUGUUCUUUCUCAUUUCACUCAUAAAGAGCGCGACCGAAGAAGAUACUUGCUCAAACUACAAUAGCUCAUGCUUGCUUUGUAUGGAACACAAAGAAACAUGCUUUUAUUGCUUUGGGAAAACAGAAUCUGAAAAUAGAUGUAUUUCAUCGCUUGCUCUUAAUGAAACAACAUGUGACCACGUAACACGACAAACAGAUUUAAAGUGUAUUGAAACACUUGGUGGUGAUGCAAUACAAAUGAACCGAUAUAUAAUUGGUUCUGUUGUAAUUGCAGUUGCAAUUACAGUAGACCUUAUUGUUAGAUUUUGCUCAAGGGAAAAAGUUCGUGAUGAAUAUGCUCAUCUUUAA
Messenger RNA from Trichomonas vaginalis G3, 351 nucleotides. RefSeq lists its product as uncharacterized. NCBI's taxonomy places the organism in Eukaryota, Parabasalia, Trichomonadida, Trichomonadidae. The record is from RefSeq and is a predicted model, not a curated record. The transcript has a single exon. Bases 1 to 351 code for a protein of 116 amino acids.